AUGGAAAACCAAACAACAGUGUUGGUUCUCAUUGGUCUGUCUGAUCUUCCAAGUCUUCAGAUUCCUCUUUUCCUGGUGUUUCUCUUUAUUUAUCUUUUGACUCAAACUGGGAACCUUCUCAUCUUUCUUCUGAUCAUCAAUGAUUCCCAUCUCCACACUCCCAUGUACUUUCUCCUAGGGACACUGGCAUGUCUGGAUAUGGGUUACUCCUCAGUCAUUGUCCCAAAAAUGAUCUUUGAUUUACUCACAGAACAAAAGGUAAUUUCAGUAAGCGCUUGUAUAACUCAGAUAUUCUUCUUCUUGUUUUUCUGUACAUCAGAGGUGUCUGUGUUGGCAGUGAUGUCCUGUGACAGAUACAUUGCCAUCUGCCGUCCUCUUCACUAUAUGCAGAUAAUGCACUGGGACAUUUGUGUUCAGCUUGUAUCAAUCAUUUUGUUUAUUGGUUUGGUAUGUUCCGUGUUGAACAUUGCUUUCUUAACGAAUCUGACUUUUUGCAGCUCUAAUGUUUUGCAAAGUUUCUUUUGUGAUCUGCCAGAGAUUCUUCAAGUCUCCUGUAGUGACACAUUCAUCAAUGUACUGAUUAUGCGUCUUUCAAGUAUAGUGUUUGGAGUAGGCACUUUUGGAGUUAUCUUUUAUCCAUACAUCACAAUAAUCAACACUGUUCUGAAAAUCCAAUCUAAACAGAUGAGAUCCAAAGCUUUCUCCACCUGCUCCUCUCAUCUCACUGUAGUCUUUAUAUUUUACACUACUGUUUUCUUCAACUACUUUAAAUCGUUUGCAAAUGAUCAUUUCACCGAGGACAAAGUGGCUUCUGUAUUUUAUGCAGUGUUAACCCCCUUUUUAAACCCUCUAAUUUACAGUUUGAGGAACCAGGAACUUAAAUCAUCCAUAGGAAAAGCUUUACAAAGACUGUACAUCAAAACUGGACUAAACACCCCAAAAUAA
This is a messenger RNA of Xenopus laevis (African clawed frog), 945 nucleotides long. RefSeq names its product olfactory receptor 146-like. Lineage: Eukaryota; Metazoa; Chordata; Amphibia; Anura; Pipidae. The transcript has a single exon. Bases 1 to 945 code for a protein of 314 amino acids. The record is from RefSeq and is a predicted model, not a curated record.